Punica granatum (pomegranate) is the source of this 1767-nucleotide messenger RNA. NCBI's taxonomy places the organism in Eukaryota, Viridiplantae, Streptophyta, Magnoliopsida, Myrtales, Lythraceae. The record is from RefSeq and is a predicted model, not a curated record.
UGUAAAGCACAAAAUAGGCCAAUAGGAGGCGACAUUUCUGCGAUAAGGCUAUAUCAGUUAAAAGAAGCGUUCGUGAGCAAUAAGUGCAUAAUCUACUGACCAGCAAUGCAAAGCUCCCUCAGCAGAUCAUUGACGGAAGAGAAGAGCACCGAAUCAUCGGAUCAUGGAGAAGAUCGACUAUCUAUGAAACAGGAAGAUGAAAUCAAAAGUGCCACAGCUGAGAUAGGGGAAGUGAGAGAAGAAAACGAGCGGCUCAAGAGAAUGCUAGACCAGUUGAAAGAGGAUUAUCGGUCACUCGAAGUUCAGUUCUUCGGCAUCCUCCAGCGAGAGGCUUCGGGGAGAUCCCUAAUGGACUUUUCCACUAGUCUUGAAGACACCAAAUUAGGACAAGAGCCCGUCUGCUUAAGUCUAGGAAUGUGCCCUGUUGAAUCCAAACAGGACAAGAGGAAAGAAACAUGGAAACGAGCUGAUGGAGAGCUCAAGUCUGGAUUAGGUCUCAGGCUGAAUACAAAGCUUCAGCUCUCCCCGGAGGUUAUAUCAUCCCCUGACCCGGAAGACAGGACAUCAUUGGAGGGACCAAAGGACGAGGAUGCAGGAGAGAUUUGGCCCCCAAGCAAAGUCCAGAAGAUGGAAGGAGAUGGAGAUAGCAAUGAUAUUUCUCAGCAAGCGCAGAUGAAGCGAGCAAGGGUCAGCAUUCGAGCUUGGUGUGACUCCACCACGAUGAAUGAUGGGUGUCAAUGGCGAAAAUAUGGGCAAAAAAUUUCAAAAGGAAAUCCGUGCCCACGUGCUUACUACCGUUGCACGGUAGCACCUGCUUGUCCCGUAAGAAAACAGGUACAGAGAUGUGCAGAGGACAUGUCAGUACUUAUUACCACCUACGAGGGCACCCACAACCACCCGCUCCAACUUUCUGCCAAGGCCAUGGCUUCAACCACAUCAGCGGCUGCCUCCAUGCUUUUAUCGGGCUCAUCUUCGUCAUCUCAAACCGGCCUUGGGCCCACAGCCACUAUCCUUGCAGGCCCUGAUGGUCUAAACUUCAGCCUCUACGACAAUUCAAUUAGGAGCAACUGCAGACAUCCAUUCUAUAAUCCAAACUCUCCCUCACAAAUCCACCCAACAAUCACAUUAGACCUUACUACCCCUCCUCCCACUCCAGCAAUGACUCAUUUGAGCAGCCUGAAUAGGUUGGAUGCGAGACCAAGAUUCCUGGGAUCGAGUUUGGGCUUCUCGAACAACCUCCCAAGUGUUUGCACCCCGAGUGAUCCGGUUAACGGGCUUGAGAAGCAAACCCGGGAACCGUCUCAGUCCCUGACGGAUACCCUCACCAAAGUCCUCACCACAGACCCAGCCUUCCAGUCAGCGAUAGCAGCUGCAGUACAAUCAAUGGUAAAAAAUAAGACCCAAUUUGCCGGGCAAUCAAGCUUCCCACUUUUGCAAAACCCGCUGCCAUUUCCGGUCGAUGAGACUGCACCUAAACCGAUGCUUGACAUAGAUAGCAACGGAUUAUAGAAGUCCAACAGAAGGGUAGAUAUUCUUGUCACUGUGAUCUCAAUGUUGUUACGAGUUCCAUUAGCACAAGGAGCAAGAUUUUGUAGUAUUCAUCAUGUUUGUAUCCCUUGUCCUGUCCCUUACUGCCUGUACAGUCUAUAUAUUUCUGGAACUCGACGUCUGCUUCUGUUGCAGGUGGUCUAGUUUUUUACUUCUGAAAUUCCUAAAUAAGCCCAAACGAUGUACAUACCAGAAAAUUAUGGUACUCUCAUUAGUCUC